GAUAACAACACCCAGCAAAACCAUCCCCCACAUCAUUUCUCCCCUCUUCCUCAACAAAGUAAUGACCUUUCCUCUGUUCCUCUACAACCGAGCACACCCUUCUUUUAUCACUGUCAGCACCAAUAAAUUUAGAUCGUUAUAUUAUAUUAAAAACACAUACUGCAAAACAUCAAGAAAGAUUAAGUGAGUGGGAGAGAUUGGUUUGGUUUGGGGGUUAGUUUGAUUGAGAGAUGUGGGAUGCUUCAGGCAUUGAUGAAUCUGCUUUCUUUAUGUUUUAGGCCAUUUGGGCAAGGUAGCAGUAGUAACAGUGGUAAAAAGUUUCAGUCUUUUGCUGGUAUCAGCAAAGAAGGGAAAGAUGGAUUGCUUUGGUAUAGAGAUAUUGGAAGAUAUGGGUCUGGUGAAUUUUCAAUGGCUGUUGUUCAAGCUAAUCAAGUACUUGAAGACCAAAGCCAGAUUGAGUCUGGACCUUUUGGAACUUUUGUCGGUGUUUAUGAUGGUCAUGGUGGACCUGAAGCUGCACGUUUUGUCUGUGAUCACUUGUUCAGGCACUUUCAAGGUCUGCUUUGUGGUUAUGCACCAAUUUCAGCAGAGACGCAGGGUGUUGUGACAAGUGAGACCAUCCAAAGAGCUUUCUGCUUAACAGAGGAAGGGUUUACCAAUUUCGUGUCCGAGUUAUGGAGCACUCGUCCCCAAAUGGCAACAGUUGGGUCAUGCUGUCUAGUUGGAGUCAUAUGUCAACAGACCCUCUUUGUGGCAAACCUGGGUGAUUCCCGUGUUGUGCUGGGCAAGAAAGUCGGCAACACAGGAGGUAUUUCUGCCAUACAGUUAUCAACUGAACAUAAUGCAAACCUUGAGGCCAUCAGGCACGAACUCGAGGACUUACAUCCAAAUGAUUCCCAGAUUGCUGUCCUGAAGCGUGGAGUUUGGAAAGUGAAGGGGAUUAUUCAGGUUUCUAGAUCCAUAGGAGAUGUAUAUAUGAAACAUGCACGAUUCAACAGGGAACCAAUUGAUGCAAAGUUCAGACUUCCUGAACCAAUGGACAUGCCAAUCUUGAGUGCCAAUCCAACUAUCCUUUCACAUCCUCUCCAUCCGAAUGAUUCAUUCCUUGUGUUUGCAUCUGAUGGUCUUUGGGAACAAUUGAGUAAUGAAAAAGUUGUGGAUAUUGUCCACAGUAAUCCACGAGCAGGAAGUGCCAAAAGGCUUGUCAAGGCUGCCCUACAAGAAGCAGCAAGAAAAAGAGAAACGAGAUAUUCAGAUCUGCAGAAGAUUGACAAGAAGGUUCGGAGGCACUUUCAUGACGAUAUAACUGUAAUUGUUUUAUUCUUAAACCACGAUCUCAUAUCCAAAGGCGCAGUGCAAACCCCACCAGUUUCCAUCCGAAGUGCUUUGGAGCACUGAUAACCCAUAUUUCUGCUGCCUUAUUGUGGACAACUCCCAAGAACAUAUCAGCAGAUCAAGACAUAUAUCAAUAUGUAUGGCUAUACAGCUGCACAUUGACAAAGCGGUUGCCGUGCCUGGAUGCUAAUGCCAAGACCUCUCUUAUUUGAGAGAUUAUGAAUUUGUAAAAUGUUGUUUGUCAGAAAAAAUUAAAAAUAAUAGCGGCUAAGUCCAUGUAUACCCUGAUUAUGUCUUCUAACGGAACAGCAUAUGCAGAUGCAAGGAAGUUGUCGAAACUGCAGUAUGAGAUGUUAAAAUAUUGGAAUUCGGUGGUGGUGUUUGUUACCGUGUUUUGAUUA
Messenger RNA from Populus nigra (black poplar), 1736 nucleotides. RefSeq names its product probable protein phosphatase 2C 42. Bases 238 to 1398 code for a protein of 386 amino acids. Gene Ontology annotation, molecular function: protein serine/threonine phosphatase activity; cation binding. The record is from RefSeq and is a predicted model, not a curated record. The transcript has 4 exons. NCBI's taxonomy places the organism in Eukaryota, Viridiplantae, Streptophyta, Magnoliopsida, Malpighiales, Salicaceae. Gene Ontology annotation, biological process: protein dephosphorylation.